Cryptococcus wingfieldii CBS 7118 is the source of this 531-nucleotide messenger RNA. RefSeq lists its product as hypothetical. The coding region runs from base 1 to 531 and encodes 176 amino acids. Lineage: Eukaryota; Fungi; Basidiomycota; Tremellomycetes; Tremellales; Cryptococcaceae. The transcript has a single exon. The record is from RefSeq and is a predicted model, not a curated record.
AUGGCCCCUGCAAACAUGCCCUUUUCGUCCAUCAACAUCGAAGCCGCGGUCAUCGACGACGGCGCCGAAGGCUACGCCGACGACAAGCUGCCUGCAGCUGGGGAAGCGGACGGCGUAGUAGAUGGGAGCGAUGGGGAGGAGGAGAGCUGCGGAGUAGAGGUGAGCGAUGGGGAGGGGGAGAGCGAGCCGCGCGACUAUGGUGCCCUCCUGCUCGCUCGCGAAGCUGAAGAGGAGGGGAAUAGGACACGGCUUGCUCUGGAAGAGCAGACUAGCCUCAUCGACCUCUUCACUCGCUACGCAGAGCUCCUCGGCACUCAAGACGCUCCAGACCGUGACGCUAUGUCCAAGCUGUACAGACUUGCUCAGCCGCUGAGGACGCAGUUGGAACUGAUGGAAAAGGCUGUCGUCGACGAGCACGAGGGGAGGUCGAUUGCACAGAGGGUGCUGAGAAAGAUGGCGAAGGUGAAGGGGUUUAACGCGCUGGCAGCGUUGACCAAGGGGUAUGGGGAGAAGUGGCUGGGGUUGAAGUGA